CACCCGAUCCACACUGCUGGGGCGAGCGAAGAGGAAGAGACCGUCAUUCUAUACGCACUCAUGGCCUUGUCUAACAUCACCACCAAAAUCGACGUUGUCCGACCUGUACUCGCUCGUUCCGCCAGCAAUCACGUAAACGGUUUGCCAGCACCUGUCGUCACUCCUUCCCCAGACGCCCGUCCCGCCCUUGAGGCCGUGCUCGAGUUAGCUGAUGGCACUGCGUUCCGCGCAAUCAGCUUUGGCGCAGAGGGCAAGAGCGUAGCAGGAGAAUGUGUAUUCCAGACCGGCAUGGUCGGGUACACCGAGUCCCUGACGGAUCCGUCCUACGAAGGCCAGAUCCUGAUCUUGACCUAUCCGCUCAUUGGGAACUACGGUGUCCCUCCUCGUCCUACGGCGAGUUCCGUCGAGGAUCUCCCUCCCGACUUCGAGUCCUCGCGUAUUCAUGUCGCAGCUGUCGUCGUGGGCUACUACUCGGACAACUUCAGCCAUUUUCUGGCUGGUUCAUCCCUCGGCGCAUGGCUGAAGGAGAGCGGUGUGCCCGCCAUCUACGGUGUGGACACCCGUGCCCUCACGAAGAAGAUCAGAGAGAAGGGUUCCAUGCUGGGCAAGGUCCUUGCCCGACGUGCAGAUGUGCCUAUGACAGUGGGAGGAAGAGCUCUCCUGCCAUCUUCAGUGCCGACGUCGCGUGCUGCGUCGCCGUCAAACGCAUCAGUCAAUGGCGCAUGGCGUGAGGACUUCGUCGAUGUGCCUUUCCGCGACCCCAAUCAAGACAACCUCGUAGCGGUUGUCUCUGCCGCAUCUUCGCGUGUCUACAAACCUGUUGUCACCCCGAAGAUGCAUCCUGUUGAGAAGAGGCCACUGCGCGUCGUCGCAGUGGACGUCGGCAUGAAGUACAACCAAAUUCGUUGCUUCACCCAUCGCGGCGUGGAGUUGAAGGUCGUUCCUUGGGAUUACGACUAUUUGGCAGAGUCCGAAGAGCCCUUCGAUGGUCUUUUUGUCUCGAACGGACCCGGUGAUCCUACGAUGGUGAAGCCUACCAUCGAGCGACUGUCAAAGGCGAUGCAGAGCGCAGACAGGCCGAUCUUCGGUAUCUGUCUAGGUCAUCAGCUCCUCGCCCUCGCUGCGGGCGCGUCGACGUCGAAGAUGAAGUACGGAAAUCGUGGCCACAAUAUCCCAUGCACGGACGCGCUGAGUGGUAGAUGUUACAUCACCAGUCAGAACCACGGUUACCAGGUAGACACUGCAUCGCUGCCGGAGGGGUGGAAAGAGCUGUUCCGAAACGCCAACGAUGGUAGCAAUGAGGGCAUCUACAGCGUGGACAAGCCCUUCUUCUCGGUGCAGUUCCACCCAGAGUCGACUCCUGGCCCGCGUGAUACCGAGUUCCUAUUUGAUGUGUUCAUUCAGAACAUUGUUGAUUGCAUUAGCACGCACAGCCUUGUCCCGAUCUCCAUGCCGGGCGGCACGAAGGAAGACAAUGAGAAGCGUGUUCCGCGCGCGGACGUCCAAAAGGUGCUUGUGCUCGGCUCCGGUGGCCUAUCCAUCGGCCAGGCUGGCGAAUUCGAUUAUUCCGGCUCACAAGCAAUCAAGGCUCUCAAGGAGGAGGGCAUCUACACUAUUCUGGUGAACCCGAACAUUGCGACGAUUGCUACGUCCAAGGGCCUUGCUGACAAGGUGUACUUCCUCCCGGUGACGCCGGAGUUCGUGCGCAAGAUCAUCCUGUAUGAGAAGCCCGACGGCAUCUAUGUCACGUUCGGUGGGCAGACGGCGCUGAACGUCGGUGUGAAGUUGAAGGACGAGUUCGCGGCGCUCGGCGUGAAGGUGCUCGGUACGCCCAUUGACACCAUCAUCAUGACGGAGGAUCGCCAGCUCUUUGCGAGCGCCAUGGCUGAGAUCGGCGAGCGUUGCGCGGAGUCAAGCACUGCGACGACUGCUGAGGAGGCGAUUGCGGCUGCGAACACGAUCGGGUAUCCAGUGAUCGUGCGUGCCGCUUAUGCUCUCGGUGGUCUCGGAUCCGGCUUCGCGCAAAAUGAGAAACAGCUGAAGGCGCUGUGCAGCAAGGCAUUUGCGACCAGCCCGCAGGUGCUCGUCGAGAAGAGCAUGAAGGGGUGGAAGGAGAUCGAAUACGAGGUUGUCAGGGACUGUCGGGACAAUUGCAUCACGGUUUGCAACAUGGAGAACUUCGAUCCGCUGGGUAUUCACACCGGAGACUCCAUUGUCGUGGCACCUUCGCAGACGCUUUCGGAUGUGGACUAUAAUAUGCUGCGCACGACUGCCAUCAACGUGAUUCGGCAUCUCGGCGUGGUGGGAGAAUGUAACAUUCAGUAUGCGCUCAAUCCCACGUCGCGGGAAUACUGCAUCAUCGAGGUAAACGCCCGGUUGUCUCGAUCCUCUGCUUUGGCGUCGAAGGCGACUGGGUAUCCUCUUGCCUUCAUCGCAGCAAAACUUGGUCUAGGCAUCCCUCUGAAUGAGAUCAAGAACUCGGUGACGAAGUUGACUAGCGCCUGCUUCGAGCCAAGCCUGGACUACUGCGUGGUCAAGAUCCCACGAUGGGAUCUCAAGAAGUUCAGCCGCGUCAGUAGGCUGCUGAGCAGUAGCAUGAAGAGUGUCGGUGAGGUCAUGAGCAUUGGCAGGACGUUCCAGGAGACAAUCCAGAAAGCUAUCCGUGCCAUUGACGAUCAAUUCAGUGGGUUCGCCAAGAAUGACUUCGUAGAAGACAUUGACGAGGAACUCAUGAACCCGACGGACAAGCGCAUCUUUGCUAUUGCUACUGCAUUCCACCGUGGCUACAGUGUCGACAAAAUCUGGCAAAUGUCCAACAUCGACAAGUGGUUCUUGACGCAGCUGCAGUCAAUCUAUAAAAUGGAGCAACGGCUAUCCCAAUGCACGAUCUCUGACAUUGGCAAUACUAUGCUUCGUCAGGCCAAGCAGCUUGGAUUCUCUGACCGCCAACUGGCUUUCUGCAUGGGUUCUACCGAGCUUGCUGUCCGACGUCUCCGCCAGGAAUACGGUAUCAUGCCCUAUGUGAAGCAAAUUGACACUGUCGCUGCUGAGUUCCCUGCGUACACGAAUUACCUCUACACGACAUAUAACGCAAUUGAGCACGACAUCAGCUUUGACGAUCGCGGCGUUAUCGUUCUUGGCUCUGGUGUCUAUCGUAUCGGCUCGUCUGUUGAGUUUGAUUGGUGUGCAGUUCGAGCUAUCAGGACGCUACGCGACAAUGGUCUGCCGACAGUUAUGGUCAACUACAACCCGGAAACAGUCAGUACAGAUUACGACGAGGCCGAUCGACUGUACUUCGAGAAUAUCAGCCUGGAGACCAUUCUGGAUAUCUACGACACGGAGUCUUCCCGAGGUGUCAUCAUUUCCAUGGGAGGCCAGACGCCCAAUAAUAUUGCUCUGCCACUCUACCGUCAGAAUGUCAAGAUCUAUGGGACCUCUCCAGAGAUGAUCGACACUGCGGAGAACAGGUUCAAGUUCUCUCGUUUGCUCGAUGAGAUUGGUGUCGAUCAGCCUUCAUGGAAGGAACUCUCCAGUCACGACGAGGCGCACACAUUCUGCGAGAAAGUCGGCUACCCGGUCCUUGUCCGUCCCUCGUACGUGCUCUCUGGUGCAGCUAUGAACGUUGUCUUCAGCGAGGCCGACCUGUCGAGCUACCUGACGCAAGCGACGGCCGUCUCCCGCGAACACCCUGUUGUCAUCACCAAGUACAUCGAAGGUGCAAAAGAGAUCGAAAUGGAUGCUGUCGCAAAGGGUGGCAAGAUGAUCAUGCACUACAUCUCAGAGCACGUCGAGAACGCCGGUGUCCAUUCCGGUGACGCGACGCUCAUCCAUCCGCCACAGGAUCUCGAUCCGGAGACUGUCCGACAGAUUGAGGAGGCCACUGCCAAGAUUGGAAAUGCACUCAACGUUACCGGUCCGUUUAACAUCCAGUUCAUCGCGAAAAACAACGAGAUCAAGGUCAUUGAAUGCAACCUUCGCGCUGCACGCUCGUUCCCCUUCGUAUCCAAGGUCACCGGGGUUGAUGCUAUCGAGAUGGCCACUAAGGCCAUGUUGGACUUACCCGUCGAGCCGUAUCCGUACAUCGGCCUGCCAGCUGACUACGUUGGCGUCAAGGUGCCGCAGUUUAGCUUUAGCCGUCUCUCAGGGGCAGACCCGGUCCUCGGUGUAGAGAUGGCUUCCACCGGAGAGGUCGCAUGUUUCGGAAAGGACAAGUACGAGGCAUACGUCAAGGCACUCAUCUCAACUGGCAUCGUUCUUCCGAAGAAGAACAUCUUGUUCUCAAUUGGUAGCUAUAAGGAAAAGGUUGAACUCCUUCCUUCGGUCCAGAAACUGCAUGCCGCCGGAUACAAUAUCUUUGGUACCUCUGGAACUGCUGAUUUCCUGAAUGAGCAUGGUGUUCUAUGCAAGUACCUGGAGACCCUUGGGGAGGACAGCGAGCAGAAGUCUGAGUACUCUCUAACACAGCAUCUAGCGAACAAUCUGAUCGACAUGUACAUCAAUCUGCCCUCGAAAAACCACUAUCGUCGACCUGCAAGCUACGCCAGCAAAGGCUACCGUACGCGACGUAUGGCGGUCGAUUUCGCCGUACCUCUGAUCACCAACGUCAAGGUUGCCAAAAUUUUGUUUGAGGCACUCGUCCGCAGAUUACCUCUGGAUGUAUCUCCGAUCGACGCGAAGACCUCUCAUGAAACGCAUACAUUCACCGGACUAGUAAACAUCGCUGCAUACGUGCCUGGCCUCACAGUUCCAGGCAGUUCGGACUUCGCCGAUGCAACCAAGUCAUCGCUCGGUGGAGGAUUUGUUACGGCUCUCAUUCUGCCCGUCGGAGAAAAUGGCAAGAUCACCGACCAGACGUCUCUCGGCCACGCUCGUACUGCUGCCGCGGCAGCUGCAUACUGCAACUACGCGAUGAGCAUCACGGCCACUGCGGGAAAUGUCAAGUCACUGGACGAAGAGACCCAAGCCAACGUGAAGUCGCUGUUCAUCCCGUUUCACUACGACAAGCCAAACAGCCAUGUGUCUGCUGUGUCUACUGUCGCAGAGCACUUCGCCUCCUGGCCGAUCGAUAAGCCUAUCGUCACUGAUGCGAAAGGCGCGGACCUGGCUCCGGUUCUCCUCGUAGCUGGCCUGCACGAUCGCAGCCUGCAUGUCACCAACGUACAAACAAAGGAGGACCUACUCUUGAUCUCCCUCAGUAAGGCCAAGCAGCUCAAGGUCACCUGCGAUGUCUCGGUCUAUUCGUUGUUCUACACUCACGAGGACUUCCCUGGCACCACCUGCCUGCCUUCGGCGGACGAUCAGAAAGUGCUCUGGCAGAGCCUCGACGUCAUUGAUGCUUUCUCUGUAGGAACGGUGCCAUAUCACCUUGCGCGUGAGCUCGGCAAGCCCGCCAGUGCAUCAUCUGGUGUCGAGGAAGCCCUUCCCCUCCUUCUCAACGCCGUCGCCUCUGGCCGUCUCACGCUCGAGCAAGUCCGGCAGCGCCUGCACGAAGCGCCCGUCCGCAUCUUCGGCCUGCCAGACCAGAGCCACACGGGCGUCGAGGUCAUCGUCGGGCGUAAGGCGAAAUUCCACAACAAGGCCGGCACUUGGUCCCCGCUCGAGGGCACCGUCGUCAGCGGCGCGGUCGACCGCGUACUCGUGCAUGGCCAGACGGUAUUCCUCGAUGGCGAAGUCACCGCGCCACCUGCAGGGAGGGACAACUCGAGUGCGACAGUCACACACGCCCCCUCCGAGCGCAGGAUGUCGGUCUCAGGGCGCGGCCCCGAGAUCCCUGGCGCGCUCGGUGCUGGUGUGGCGAUAAAGGCUCCCGAGGCUCCCCCAGCACCGACGCUCGCGCUCGCCCCCUCUGCAUCCGUCGCGCCCGUUUUUGGACCGGCGCCCGCACCGCGCGUCUUCACGCACCUGAUCCCACAUCCGGCAUACCAUCGGAAGCAUAUUCUGACCGUGAAGCAGCUGACGCACCGUGACGUGCACGAGCUAUUUGCGCUCGCGCAUGAGAUGCAGCUACAAGUUGAGCGGAGUGGGAUCCUUGACGUGCUCCGGGGUAAGGUGCUCUGCACUCUAUUCUACGAGCCGUCGACUCGGACGCGCUCGUCGUUCGAUGCGGCGAUGAAGCGGUUGGGCGGCGACGUGGUCAACGUGAACGUGGAGAUGAGCUCGGUGCUCAAGGGCGAGAGUCUGCCGGAUACGAUUAGGACGAUGGGGUCCUACGCAGAUGCUAUCGUGAUCCGGCACCCUGAGGUGGGAAGCUCACAGCUGGCGGCCAAGUUCUCGCCGGUGCCGAUCAUCAAUGCUGGCGAUGGGAUUGGGGAGCACCCAACACAGGCGCUCCUCGAUGUCUACACCAUCCGGUCCGAGCUCGGAACGGUCAACGGGCGGACGAUCACUCUCCUGGGUGACCUCAAGAACGGCCGGACCGUACACAGCCUCGUCACCCUCCUGUGCAUGUACAGCGUCCGCCUCAAUUUUGUCUCGCCGCCCUCGCUCGCGAUGCCCGCGACGGUGGUCUCUGCGGCGCGGCGCACGGGUUCGCAGGUGCGCAUCUGCGAAUCGCUCGAGGACGUGCUCGGCGAGACGGACGUGCUGUACGUGACGAGGAUGCAGAAGGAGCGGUUCAAGGACGAGAGCGAGUAUGCGGCGGUGAAGAACGCGUAUCGGAUCGAUCAUGCGUUGUUGUCGCGGGCGAGAGAGGAGAUGAUCGUCAUGCACCCGCUGCCCCGGGUGAAUGAAAUCGAUCCCGACGUCGACUUUGACUCCCGAAGGGCAGUCUACUUCCGACAAAUGCGGUAUGGGCUCUACGUCCGUAUGGCCCUCCUCGCGAGCGUCAUGGGCUGA
Laetiporus sulphureus 93-53 is the source of this 6834-nucleotide messenger RNA. Its product is annotated as carbamoyl-phosphate synthase. The transcript is spliced from 10 exons. The coding region runs from base 61 to 6834 and encodes 2257 amino acids. The record is from RefSeq and is a predicted model, not a curated record. Gene Ontology annotation, cellular component: cytoplasm. Gene Ontology annotation, molecular function: aspartate carbamoyltransferase activity; amino acid binding; metal ion binding. Gene Ontology annotation, biological process: 'de novo' pyrimidine nucleobase biosynthetic process; L-glutamine metabolic process. Lineage: Eukaryota; Fungi; Basidiomycota; Agaricomycetes; Polyporales; Laetiporaceae.